AUGGCGAAAUCCAAGGACAAGGGAGAAGUGUUUUUCUCGCGGGGUAUUGCGUAUAACUACAUUGUAGUGAUUGAUGCAGGUUCAUCAGGAUCGCGAAUUCAUAUUUAUCACUAUCCAGCGACAAACGAUGUUGCCAAGUUAGAAGAACUUCACAAUAAGGGUGACCAUUUGGCUCAUGAUGAAAACGACCCAUUAUCGAAAUGGACUACUUUCCCAAGGGUUUCGAAAUCGGGGAACAAAUGGCAUAAGAAAAUUAAUCCAGGAAUGUCCUCUUUUGCCAACAAUCCUCAAGACAUUGGUAAGGAGCAUAUCAAAAAGCUCGUCAAGUACGCAGAAGAAAUCAUUCCGAAGGCGCAAAUCCCUAGAACUCCUGUUUUUGUAUAUGCCACGGGUGGACUUAGGCUCCUAGAGAACAGUCAAUCGCAUGCUAUAUUAAGCAAUGCUUGUGAAUAUAUUCAAAAGGAGACAAAGUUCUUUCUGCCAGAUUGUGCCAGUCAUCUGAAAGUGAUUGACGGUGCCACUGAGGGACUGUUUGGUUGGCUUGGUCUAAAUUAUCUGAUUGGAGGUAUUGAAGACCCACAAAGUCAUUCGCAUGGCAAGGAUCAUAGUACAUAUGGAUUCUUAGAUAUGGGUGGUGCUUCAAUGCAGAUAGCAUUUGUACCGAAUGCUACUGAGAUUGAGGAGAACAAGGCUGAGCUGUACAGAAUUGCUCUUGCUAGUCUUGAUGGGACUCAAGACAGAAUGUAUGAUAUCUACUCGAAAAGCUUUCUUGGUGCUGGUGUUAACGAAGCCCGCAAGACUUAUUUAAAAUCGUUGACUACUGUAAACAAGGAUGGAGAUAUCGAGGACCCCUGUGCACCAGUUGGUUUGAAGCAUAGUGAAAUCGUCAAACGAGAUUUACAAAAGGUUGAUGUCGAAGAGGAGGAUGAGCGUGAUGAUGAUGAAGACGAAGAUGACGAUGACGAUGACGACGAUGAUCUGGAGGACGACGACGACGAUGACGAGGAUGAUGAGGAGGAGGAUCAAGACGAUGAGAAGAACGAUAAAAGCGACAAGGGAGACAAGAGACCCAAGAAAGACGAUAAAGAAAAUAAGAACAAAAGUGACAAGAAGAUAGAAGACACUAAGGAUGAUAGUGACAAGAGUGGAGAUCAAAGUGAUAAACUGCCUCCAAAUGCAAAUACCAAAUCGUAUAUUGGUACUGGUAAUUAUGAAGCUUGCAGGAAGCAAAUAUCACCUAUUUUAUCAAGUAUCAAGAACAGUGGUAGCCCAGAUUUUGAUUUUGAAAUUAAUCACUUCGUCGGAGUCUCUGAAUACUUUGACACUCCUGAUAAGGGCUUUAGCUUGGGAGGUUCAUUUGAUUACGACUCUUUGAACACCAAAGUCGAGCAGUUCUGUGGUAGCAAGUGGGACUCGAUCAACCCAGAAGAAUAUCCCCAGUUAUCUAAAGAAAACCUGGAACUGCUUUGUUUCAAGUCCAGCUAUCUGUUAGGUGUAGUAGAUGAAGGCUUCCAAUUCCCCCAGCUUGCUGACAAGCCGUCACCUGCUGACGGCGAAGUAAACGACAAAGUUGAUAACAACAAUCUCACGACCUAUCUCGACCCAUUGCAAAGUGCAGAAGAUAUCAACGGAGUGGAGUUCUCAUGGACUCUUGGACCUGCUUUAUUAUAUGCAGCUGGAGAGCUCAGCAUGCACAAACGAUCCGAACACAACGGUAUCCAGCUGAACUCGGGAUCGAGUUCCUGGCAGUACGGUGGUGAAGUGAAUGGGUACACUCGACCUGAACUUCGUCGACAGGAUCUCGAUGACGAUGACGAUGAAGCCAGUUGGGGCGAGUAUUUCGACGAGCACUCACACCGUUUGUACGGCUCCAUCAUCUUCUUGCUCAUUCUCGUCGUAGCAGUCUAUCUCCUUCUCGGCCGUCAACGACGCAAACUGAUCCUCCAGUCCCUAGUAUCUCGAUUCAAGAACUUUCCAGCCAAAGGCGGCCAAUACUCCCUCGUAUCAGGACCCACGCGGCGCAACCCGUCUCCACAACCAGAAGACUUCGAGCUCCAGGACGUCGAAGACGGUUUCGACAUCGCAUCCGACGACGAAGAAGCCAAUGUCCGUGGCCAGUCUCCUCAUGUAGAAGUAUAA
Molecule: messenger RNA, 2139 nt
Organism: Sugiyamaella lignohabitans
Lineage: Eukaryota; Fungi; Ascomycota; Dipodascomycetes; Dipodascales; Trichomonascaceae
Gene: YND1
Product: Ynd1p
Exons: 1
Coding region: 1-2139 (712 amino acids)
Biological process (GO): nucleoside diphosphate catabolic process
Cellular component (GO): membrane
Molecular function (GO): nucleoside diphosphate phosphatase activity
Source: RefSeq, a predicted model, not a curated record